AUGUCCGAAGAAGAAUUGCUUUUAGGUUCGGAUAUUGAGCUCACGUCAAGCGGUAUCUCUACCGCGAACAAUGCGGGAGUUCACUCGCGAGUAAGGUUUCAAGAACCAGAGACGGCUGGUUCCACGAGUACGCCGAGCAUGCCUCAAUCGAGAUCAAAGAAACAACCGUAUCCUCUAAUGAUAAAUACUGAUCAAUCUACCAGCAAUGCUUCUGGUAGUCGUUCCAAACCCAUUGCACCAUUACGAACUACAAAAACUUCACAAAAGUUAGUGUUGCUUCCCGAAGAAACUGGUGCGCCGGCGCCGAUGGCCACUCUUAUCGAAGAUUUGUCUGACGCCGCCGAAACACCCAUCACCCCAUCAGUUUCGCAGCCGAUUUUUGAUUUCUAUGAACGCACGGAUGCAGAAAGGAUGAAUAAAGAAGUUAGAAAUGACGCAAAAUAUCCAAGGGUGACAGCCUAUUGUACAGCUGAAGGAUAUUACCUCGGAGUUCUCAUGGAAUUCCUGAAAAAGGAACACAAUGUUCAACCAAAGCGAUAUGAUGAGUGCGUUUACGCUCCAUAUCACUUUCCAUUACUUUCCGGGCGAAAUGCAAAGCUCAUUUCGUCAGCUCCCACGAGAUCGCCGAAUGGUCAUACGUUCAUGGACAGGCAGAUUGAGAAUUACGAGAAUGGAAAUGGCAUAAAUCCAUAUUUCGUGACCGACGAAAUAUUUGAUAAUGAUGAACGUGGUGUUGAAGUGCCAAUGAAGACAACUCCGAGCGCCUUAGAUAACAUAGGAGAAAUUUUUUAUUUUGAUUAUGGAGUUGUGGUUUUUUGGAACCUCACGGAAGAGCAAGAAUUCUUGUGCCUUGACGACCUUGCUUCAGCCGGUGUUACCGUUCGUCCGUUGAAGAAAGAAGAUAUUGAAAGCGAGACUUUUCAUUUUCAAUAUGACUUCAAUUCCACCAGGCAACCCAGAAUUUUUAACGACAUGAUUACCUUGAAGACCGACAACCACAUGAUUAAACUCACGAUCAGCCAUGCCCUGAGUCAGAGUACAAAGUUGACUUUAUACGAGUGGCAGAUGGAGGAUACAAUCGAGAAGACAAGUCAUAUACCGAAAAUGUUGGCUCAAACAGGGAGAAAUCGUACCCUAGUCACAAAGUUAACCGGUGAAUUAUUCAAAUUAAGGAUGCAAGUCAAUCUUGUUUCCAAUGUAUUAGACACUCCAGAAAUAUUUUGGUCCGAACCCUCUUUACAACCUUUGUACAAUGCCAUUCGAGCAUACCUCGAGAUUUCUCAACGGGCUAAAUUGCUGAAUGAACGAUGUAAUGUCCUAAGCGAUUUACUUGACAUGUUACGCGAAGACGUUGGCAACACCAAUAUGACAAAGAUCACGUGGAUUAUCAUUUGGUUGAUCGUGGUUGCAGUUUUGGUGGCAAUUGGCGAGAUUGCUGUGAAAGCGUUAAACCACUAUGGUUAA
This is a messenger RNA of Acaulospora colombiana, 1464 nucleotides long. The record is from the annotation of a GenBank genome assembly. Lineage: Eukaryota; Fungi; Glomeromycota; Glomeromycetes; Diversisporales; Acaulosporaceae.